Messenger RNA from Branchiostoma floridae (Florida lancelet), 6545 nucleotides. RefSeq names its product ATP-binding cassette sub-family C member 9-like. NCBI's taxonomy places the organism in Eukaryota, Metazoa, Chordata, Leptocardii, Amphioxiformes, Branchiostomatidae. The record is from RefSeq and is a predicted model, not a curated record. Bases 266 to 5218 code for a protein of 1650 amino acids. Gene Ontology annotation, cellular component: membrane. Gene Ontology annotation, molecular function: ATP hydrolysis activity; sulfonylurea receptor activity; ABC-type transporter activity. Gene Ontology annotation, biological process: potassium ion transport; transmembrane transport. The transcript has 42 exons.
UUGACCUACAUUUUCUAUAAAUGAUAGAAGGCUUGCGCUACAUCGUGCAGUGUUCAUUUGCGGGACAACUUUAUCUUCCCCCGUCAAUUACAACUACUGUACUCUGUCCACUACGAAGUGUCCGUCCAACUGACUACGUAUCAGAUAGAUGUAAGCCUAAAUGUCAAACUGUUGAAUUUAUAUAAUGCACCGAUGAAAAGGACCUUAUCAAUGGACGUCAUCUGAUCCCCAAAAGUCAAUAGUGAAAACGGGACAGUGUAGAUCUAUGGAGGCGUUACUAUGUGGACCGCCGUACACAACUCAAUUCAACUACAGCACGUACGGACAGCAGGGCGACAGCACGUUUGGAAAGCAAUGGAACAGCACAUUACCACAGCCCUUCAGCAGUCUGCACGAUCUAGAGUGUCUCGUGGAUGGUCUGAACAUCCUUCCUCACAUGGUUGUCCUUCCACUUGCCGUUAUACUGGUUGCUGUUGUUGGACACUGCCGUCACCAUGACUACACCCGUCUGCAGAGCCGACUCUGGGUCUUGUUCCCAGGGCACUCUGUCCGCUGGUUGACCAUUCUUGUACUGCUGUUCGUCACCAUGAGCGAGGUUGGAGAGGGUGUUCUAUCAGACAGCUUCACCCCCGGCCACCACCCCCACCUGUACGUACCGUGGAUCAUGGCUCUUCUAGCGACUAUACUGGGGAGUGUGUUCUACAACUUGGUGGAGAAGUUGAACCGCCCAAGGAUGCUAUUGAUUCUUGGACUAUACCACCUCCUGUCAGGGGGGUUCAAGGUUCUCAGACUGUCCCACUUGUACAGUAGGGGUGUGAGCACAGGCAGCCUGCGGUUCCAGCUAACCUGGGCUUCAGUACUGCUGUAUGGGGUGCUGGUAGCGGUGGAGGGAUAUGUGCUAUACAAAAAGCGAUACCUGUCUACAACUCCAGUAGAAGUCCCUGUACCGGAUGACCUUCAGGAUGAAGCUAUGCGGUACGCCCAGCCGUACGCGUCUCUACCGGCAUGGUUCAGCUUCAGCUGGAUGGACUGGGUCCUGCUGCUGGGCUACAGACAACCUCUACAGGCAGAGCAGCUGGGGCGACUACCACAGGAGAUCAGUGUAGAGGUAGCCCUGGAUCGUUUGACAAAAGUGUACAAUAGAGAAAAGGAGAAAGCUGACAGGACUGGUAAGCAGCUGUCUCUGUGGGGGGUCUACAUCCGGGCAUUUUUGCUUAGCAGGGAGUUUGGCCUGUCCGGGUUCCUCAUGCUGAUGACGCAGGUGUUCCUACUCAUCUCACCUCUCCUCCUCAAACUCAUCAUCAUCUAUGUUACCAUGGAGACGGAUAAACAAACAGAAGAACCCAUUAUGCUACAGGAGAGGUACAUGAUGAAUCCGUGGGAGUUUCUACAGAACGGUUUUGUCCUAUUGGUGCUGCUACUGGUGGUGUCUGUGCUGAGGACAGGGGCACAGGCCACGUCCAUGGCCCUCAGCUUCAAGGUCGGCAAGAUGCUGAAAUGUGGCAUGAAGGCAUUGAUCUAUAACAAGUGUCUGCGGUUGCCCAGCUGGCUGUUGGAGAAUGACCACAUCAGUAUGGGACAGGUCACCAACCACAUGAAUGAGGGCUGUAGUGUUCUACACUUCCUCAUCUUUCUCCUCCACUUCUCAUGGGCAUCGCUCUUUCAGCUUAUAGCCGGUAGUAUACUCCUAUACUACCAGUUGGGGUGGAACGCAGUUUUAGCAGUCGGCUUUCUUGUCAUUCUACUGCCUGUGGACCUGCUCAUCAUGAAGAAAAUGCACGACGUCAACACCCAGAAAAUGGCUAAAACAGACGUCAGGUUAAAGUGGAUCAACGAGUCAAUCCAGGGCAUCAAGCUGCUGAAGCUGUACGCAUGGGAACACCUGUUUGUGGGGAAGGUGACGAAGGCCAGGAAAGACGAGAUUAGACAGCUGUACACACACGCAGGGUGGAACAUCCUAGCAAUAUUCUGCAAUAAUGCGAGUCCGUUGGUUGCAACAUUGAUAGCCUUCGGGUCAUACGAGUAUUUCAACGACAAGCCACUGACGUCUGCAGAUGCCUUUACCGCCCUCGCUCUCUUCUACACAUUGCACGGCCCGUUCUCGGAGAUACCCGGUCUCCUGGGGCUCUUCACCGCCGCUUCGGUAGCCACCAACCGUCUGGGCCCGUUCCUGCAGUCGCUUGAGGUGGAGGGGCUGGGGGACGGACUCCGGUAUGGCACUGAAGAUGGACACAUGAAUGGAAAUGUGACUGCAGACCACAGUAUCAAUGAGAGUACAAACUUUAACAACAUGGGACAGCAUGAACAUACGGAGGACAGUUCAGACGUGAAGUUUAACUCAUUACGAGCCCAAGAAGACUACAACCUCGCUGAUGACGUCUCUGUUGAGGUACGAGAUGGGAGUUUUACAUGGGAGCCUGAAUCGGAGACAGCAAACAUCAAUGGGAUCAAUCUGGUGGUUCCUAAAGGAAAGCUGACCAUUGUGGUGGGCCAAGUCGGUUCAGGGAAGUCAUCCCUGCUGUCGGCCAUGUUGGGGGAAAUGAGGACACUGGAAGGUCAAGUGCUUUGGAACAAGAAACACAAUACCGUUUCCUACGCUUCUCAGCGUGCCUGGCUACUGAAUGCAUCCCUCAGAGACAACGUUACGUUUGGUCUGCCUUUUGACCAUGUAAGGUACCAACAGGUUAUCUCAGCCUGCUGUCUUCAGCCUGACAUUGACAUUCUUCCUGCUGGUGACCUGACUGAGAUAGGGGAAAAGGGUAUCAACCUGAGUGGAGGACAGAAGCAGAGAGUGAGCGUAGCCCGAGCGAUGUACGCACAGACAGACAUAGUUCUACUGGACGACCCCCUGUCAGCCCUGGAUGCACAUGUUGGGAGUCACCUGUUUGACCAAGGCAUUAUGGGACAGCUCGUGAAGGAUUGCAGGACGGUUGUCUUGGUAACGCACAAGCUGCAGUACUUGGAGUAUGCGCACUUGGUCGUUGCUAUGGAGAAGGGGCGGAUCAUAGCGAGAGGAACGCUGGAGGAAAUCCGCGAGUCGUCCCCGGAUCUACACAGGGGCUGGAUGGAGGCCAUUAGCGACUGUGUGCGGCAGAUAGACGAGGGGCUGGAGCCGAACACAGGGCCAACAUUACAAAGUCAAGACCAGAAACCUGACCACUGGAAACAACAGAGAAGCGGUGCAGCUGUUGUAGGUGAACACCUGCUGCAGAACAGGCUAUCACGACACCUGUCAGUAAACAGUCUGGCGGCGUCUGUGGAGGAUGUGUGGGUCAGGCGCGCUGACUGGCCACACGGCCGAGCAAAGAAAGAAGAAAGCAGGGCUGUGCAGGAUUUACAGUAUGGAAACAAAGAGAAGCAGCCUGAUGGUGAGCUGGGAAAGCUUGUAGAGACGGAGGAGAGGAUGGAGGGUGACGUGAAACUGACAUAUUACGUCAUCUUCGCCGCUGCCUGUGGACUACACCUGGCUAUUUUGGUCCUGAUUUUACAGGUGUGCAAGACAGGUGUGACAUUGGCCAUGGACUUCUGGUUGGCAGACUGGUCAGCUAGCAAUGCUGGUGUCAACAAUGAUGGGCAAAACCAUACCGGAGUAGACGUAAACUACACCCACGGAAACAAAUCACAGCCAAUCGACGUUCCGGACACAACAGGGUACUACAUUACAGGAUACACGGGGUUGUCUGUGGGCGCAAUUUUCCUAACUGCUGCUGCUGUGGCUGCUUCUAUCCUGACCAGUCUGAGAGGUGCCAGGGUCAUGCACGACAGGAUGGUACACAACAUCGUCAGGGCACCGCUGAGGUUCUUUGACACAACCCCUACCGGCCGUAUACUGAACCGCAUGGCAGGAGACCAAGGCACCCUCGACAAUAACCUACCCGGAGAAAUGGGAUACUUCCUUAGUGCUGGUUUGAAGGUUGUGUCAGCCAUCAUUGCUGUUGCCGUGAUCACCCCGUACUUCCUCAUCGGAAUGAUUCCCAUCAUCGUAUUCUACUACUUCAUGCAGAAGUUCUAUCGUGCUACAGCCAGAGAACUACAGAGGAUUGAGAACAUCAAGAACUCCCCGGUGUAUAGCCAGCUGUCAGAAUCCUUUGGAGGACUUUCUACUAUACGAGCUUACAGAGCAGAAGAGAGAUUCAUGGAUGAGAUGAUGACGAGAAUAAACACGGCCUUUACCCCGGCUAUGUACAUGAUGGGGGUGGAGUGCUGGGUAGCUGUGCGACUGGUGUGUGCGGGUGCUGUUAUAAUUUUUGUUGCGGGCCUGUCGUCUGUAGUCGCGGGGCUACAUGGACUGGUGUCACCUGCAUGGGUCGGACUCGCUAUAUCAUACGCCAUCAGGAUGCAGUUAGAGCUGUUCUUAACGGUAAAUAGCUUUGCUAAGGUUGAAACAUGCAUGACGAGUGUUGAGAGGGUGGACACCUACUCAAAAGUACCGGGAGAGAUUUACCAACAGAAAUCAGCAGGUAACACCAUCCCGCCCGAGGAAUGGCCGGCGUCCGGCACAGUUCAGUUGGACAGCUUGUCUGCCCGGUAUGACCGGACUCUGGACCCUGUCCUCACCACGGUAACGGCUAACAUCAGGGCAGGGGAGAAGGUCGGCAUCUGUGGCAGGACAGGCAGUGGGAAAUCUUCCCUCACUCUGGCUCUCUUCAGGAUGAUUGACAUGUUUGAAGGUGUAAUAUCCAUAGAUGGAGUGGACAUCAGUCGUGUGCCCUUGACCUUGCUAAGGUCACGUCUGUCAAUCAUCCCUCAGGACCCCGUGCUGUUCAGCGGCACAAUCAGGUUUAACCUUGACCCAGAGGAAAACAGUGAUGAUGAGGAGUUAUGGAAAGCUCUGGAGAUCGCACAGCUCAAGACUGUUGUAACGGACAUGCCCAGCAAACUCGAUGAGAUGGUAACAGAAGGUGGAGAAAACUUCAGCGUUGGCCAGAGACAGCUCUUUUGUCUAGCCCGAGCGUUUGUCCGGAAAUCCCGGAUCCUCAUCAUGGACGAGGCCACAGCUUCUGUUGACAUGGAAACGGACGCUGUUCUGCAGGAAGUUAUAAAAGUAGCAUUUGGAGACAGAACAGUUAUAACUGUCGCUCACCGGAUAGCGACCAUCCUGAACUCUGACCGGAUCCUGGUUCUGGACCAGGGGAAACUUGUGGAGAACGACUCACCAGACAACCUACUGAAGAAACCAGACGGACUGUUCACUACCAUGGUCAAGGCUAACAAGUAACGACUCACCAGACAACCUGCUGAAGAAACCAGACGGACUGUUCACUGCCAUGGUCAAGGCUAACAAGUAACGACUCACCAGACAACCUGCUCAAGAAACCAGACGGACUGUUCACUGCCAUGGUCAAGGCUAACAAGUAACCUCUCUAAUAAGACGACCACGCCCAUGAAACUGCAACCUAGCUGUAAAAUGCCAACCGUUCUAGUUGACAUUCAGUUUAGAUAAGGCCAUGUUGAUUUGAUUAUAUAGAUGACGUCCGCGCGUGCAUCAUGUAGGCCCACUUUUAACGAAAAACAAUUUUCAACCAUACUGUAAAUCGUACAAAACAGGUACAGAAAUAGCUGUUGUCUACAAAACGAUAAUGGAAAAAAAAAACGUUAUAUGCCAAAGACUACAAGUUAAUUCAAAAGAUAAAUACCCUUCUGACCACUUGGACUUCAAUAUGAAUGCAAAUUUGGGGGGGGGGCACUUUAUUUUAUUCGCACGCUCGCAUCAGCGUUGGGUUUCUCAGAGGAUGACAUCCAUAUAAUGAAAUCAACGUUGCCUCAAUUAUACAUUCAGACAUAUGCUCAACCUCUGUGUGGGUAGACAUAUACCGAAGAUUCCGUAAAUAUUCUUGGCUAAGGCUAAAAGGUAAUGGUAUCAAGCUAUACAUUUACGUGUUGGCUUAAGAAAACAUCAACUAUCGACGGCUUACCAGUGAAACGUAUACUCAGGGAAUAUACUUCAAGCGUCUAUGUUAAUCUAAAUAAGAAAGCAGAAUUUCUAGACUUCUGUUUGGUACUAUGAUGAUAAAGGCUAGAAAAGAAAUUGAGGAACUCUACAGUCUACUGUGCGGCAGCCGACCAAUGGUAAACAAAUGAAGACCAAGAUUUCAUCAGUUUAAAUACAAGUACAACAACAUUUUUGUGACUAAAUUCCUGAUUUCAUAUUCCAUGAUUAUACGACGUAUAAAGACGUCCAUACACAUAACGAAACUCCAGCCAUCAGACGGGGGGCGUUAUCAACUUCCUGGCAAGUAUCCGUAAGAUCAUGUUUAAGUUAAUGAUAUCACACGUCUAUAACUGUCACAAAAUUUACAUUGAUUGGUCAUGAUUGAUACAGACAUGAAAUCAAACCCAAUAGCAAUCGUUUUAAAUUAGAAGAAGCGCUAGUUCAUUUUAUGUUUAUUUCACGAGUGGAGACACCGGUGUCACCUCCAAAAAGAGGAUGAUCGGAACUGAACUGAACUUAUUUCAUUAUUAAAUACUAUCACAAUUCCAUGUAUACCUGCACUUAGCCUUAGGGCAUGAAUUUGCAAUAAAGAUUACUGUCAAGAAAGAUACUG